AUGUAUGUAGCUCGAGAGCUGCAGCAUCACUGCAGCAGUGCUGCUGCAUACAGCGGCAUUAUAACUUUUUCUAGCUUUUCUCUCUGUCUACAGCAUAUGGGUAUUGAUUAUAAUAGCCCUGAAGCAGAUUUAAUCCUUCGUUGCUGCAGCAUUAUGCAAGAGGGUUUGCUGCUCUUUAAAGAGCUGCUGCUGCUUACAGACAGAUAUGCUAAACGGAAGCUAGACUCUGUUACGCAGUCCUUUAUAUGCCCGCCUGAUCCUGAAGCUCAGCAAGCUUUUGCUGCUGCUGCUGCUGCUGCUGCUGCAGCAGCAGCAGCAAAUACAGCAGCAGGCUGCAGCACCAAGUUCGACGCCCUGGAAUACCCGCAGCAACAGCAGCAGCAUCCCCUUCACACCACCAGCAGCAGCAGCAGCAGGAAGGCUGCAGCAUCUCCUUAUUUGCUGCAGAGUUUAUUUGCUCGCUGGGAACGAGGAGAGAUAAGACAGCAUCAAUUAGAGAGUCUGCUUGCAGCAGCAGGGUUUAAUUUAAAUGAAGAGUGGAGGACGUUAUUUUCUAGGAAAGCAGCAGCAGGAAGAUUAAAGUUUUCAGAGUUUGUUUGUUCUUUAACUAACAAACAUAACGAUCAAACGCAUGCAGAUAUUAUUAAUGCUGCUACUAAACAAAUUGCAGAACAAAGAAUUAGCUUUGCUGAGCCUCAAAGAGAUAUUAUUUCCUGGAGGUACCCUGCUGCUGCUGCUGCUGCUGGUGCUGCUGCUGCUGCUGCUGACACAUCCGAAGCAGCAGCAGAAGCAGCAGCAGAAGGAGCAGCAGCAGCAGCAGCAGCAGCAACGGGGGAUGGGGCUGAGAUGGAACGUCGUCAGCAGCUGCUGCGUCUCUGCUCUCUUUUUAUUUCGCAGUCUCUGUCUACAGAAACAUUUAAAAAAUGUCUAAUAGCAGCAAAUAUUCCUAUAUGCACCACCAUCUGUGCAUGCAUUCGGCAGCAAGAAGCAUCAGGGGCCCUCUUGCUGCACCGCCUUGUUGCUGCUGUCUUCCAGGCAGACAAGCAGCAGCAGCAGCAGCAGCUACUCCAGCAACAGCUGCAGCUGCAGCAGAAACAGCUACUGCAGCAGAAGCAGCAGCAGCAACUCAUGUUCCAGUACCGACAGCAGUAG
This is a messenger RNA of Eimeria acervulina, 1152 nucleotides long. RefSeq lists its product as hypothetical. The transcript has a single exon. The record is from RefSeq and is a predicted model, not a curated record. NCBI's taxonomy places the organism in Eukaryota, Apicomplexa, Conoidasida, Eucoccidiorida, Eimeriidae. The coding region runs from base 1 to 1152 and encodes 383 amino acids.